Molecule: messenger RNA, 2217 nt
Organism: Hevea brasiliensis (rubber tree)
Lineage: Eukaryota; Viridiplantae; Streptophyta; Magnoliopsida; Malpighiales; Euphorbiaceae
Product: probable serine/threonine-protein kinase PBL26
Exons: 5
Coding region: 350-1909 (519 amino acids)
Biological process (GO): protein phosphorylation
Molecular function (GO): ATP binding; protein kinase activity
Source: RefSeq, a predicted model, not a curated record
CACAUUUUGCUCUCUUAUGGGGAGGCCACAUCUCAAAGCCUCCAACCAAUUCUCCUUCUUUUUCUCCGAGAGGUCUAAUUCAAACAUGGCAAAAAGUCUCUCAUUUUCUUUGACCCCCCCAAAAAAUAAUAUGGCUUCUUUCAAACAAAAAUUUUCUUCUUUGCCUGAAUCCUUUCUCCUUUAGGGUCCUUCAAUAGAAUUGAAGGACCCUUUUCUCUACCCAUCUCUCUCUCCUUCCCUUCUCAAGCUUUCCCUUUGUUCUUCCUUUUUCAUAUUUUUUUUAUAAGGCAAAGCCACAUUUUUUCACCUCUGCAUAAUAUUAUUUGUUUUCUUCAACAAGGAUCAAGAAAUGAAUUGCUUUUCGUGCUUCCAGUCACAGAAAAGCAGGAAAUCGCUUACCAAGAGAGAGCAUGGAUCCUCUACUAGCAGUAAAGAUAGAGAAGUCACGGAGACCAACUUCCCUGAGACUAAGAAGCAAAAACCAGGAGAUGAAGUAAGAAAAGAGGAAGCUAACCGAGUUGAUGAAGAAAAUAUUGCAGCACAAGCAUUCACCUUCCGCGAGAUAGCGGCUGCAACAAAGAACUUCCGUCAAGAAUGCCUGUUGGGCGAAGGUGGAAUUGGAAGAGUUUUUAAAGGGACACUAGCUUCAACUGGGCAGGUAGUGGCUGUAAAGCAACUUGACAGGAGUGGGCUGCAAGAGAACAAGGAAUUCCUUGUUGAGGUUAUGAUGCUAAGUCUUCUACACGAUCCAAAUCUUGUCGAUCUUGUUGGAUAUUGUGCUGAUGGGGAUCAGAGACUUUUGGUGUAUGAGUUCAUUAAAGGAGGUUCUUUACAAGAUCAUCUCACUGAUGUAUCACCAGAUAAAAAGCCACUGGAUUGGUUUACCAGAAUCAAAAUAGCGUUUGGUGCUGCUAAAGGUCUAGAGUACCUGCAUGACAAGGCCAAUCCUCCUGUUAUAUUUGGCGAUUUGAAACCCACAAACAUCUUGUUGGAUGAAGAUCUGAUACCAAAGCUAUCAGAUUUUGGACUUGUUAAGCUUGGCCCUUCUGGGGACAACAUGCAUGGACCAUCAAGGUUGAUGGGAACCUAUGGUUACAGUGCUCCAGAAUAUGCGAGAGGAGGUGAAUUGACAAUAAAAUCAGAUGUAUACAGUUUUGGAGUUAUUUUACUAGAGCUCAUCACUGGAAGAAGAGCCAUAGACACUACAAAACCAAAUGACGAGCAAAAUCUAGUUGCUUGGGCACAACCCAUGUUCCGGGACCCAAAAAGGUUUCCUGAUAUGGCAGAUCCAGUUCUUAACAAGCAAUUUCCAGAAAAAGAUUUGAAUCAGGCAGUUGCAAUAGCAGCAAUGUGCCUGCAAGAGGAAUCAGCAGCCCGUCCAUUGAUGAGUGAUGUUGUAACAGCUUUAAGUUUCCUUUCAGUAGCUAAAGAUGAAAGCAUCCCUUCUCCUCCACCCCCCUCAACCCCACCUUCAGAGGAAGUCAUUACUCAUGACCAACAGAAACAUGAAGCUGGUGAUAGUUCAGAAUCAAGUGAUGAGGAUAGCAACAGUGAUGAUAAUAAUAAUAAUAAUAAAAAUAAUCAAGUUAGCAGAAAAUGGAGCAAGAACAGCAGGAGAUCAAUGGAUGAUAAUGGUUCUUCAAGCCAUAAGAGCAGCAAGAGAAUGCGGGACAGAGAUGCUUCUCUAAGCAGGAAGAAUGGCAGUGGAUCAAGUUGUGGAAGUUUUUCUUCAAGUCACAACAGCAGCAGGGAGUCACAAUAUCUUAAUGUCUCUUUAAGCCGCAAUAGCAGCAGGGGAUCUAAGGAGGGAAGUGUUUCUUCAGGCGAGAAAAGCAGCAGCAACAUUGAUUCACCUGAUGGAACCGAAUCAUUAAGUCAAAGGAGCAGUGUUUCUGGUGAUGAUUGUUAGCAUUACUAAAUGGAAAUUUUCUUUUUAGAUCAGACCAACAGAAGGAAAUCAGAAGAUGAAGUUUGUAUUCAUCAAGAAGAUCUUAAUCUGAUCACCAGCAUCAUUUUGCACACAUAAUUUGUCAUUGCUAGCAUAAUUCUUAGUUGGGGUGAUGAAGGAAAAAUACUGUUCUUUUUUUGUUGUGGGAAAGGCUACAGGCAAACGAUGUAUUUCUUUUAAGAUCCUCUUCUCUUAGCUUGUUGUGUCUCCAAACAUUUUUUGUGAUCUUAAUUUGUUCAGUAUGCAUUAAAUAUAACAAACUCUGUUCA